Messenger RNA from Laetiporus sulphureus 93-53, 369 nucleotides. RefSeq lists its product as uncharacterized. The transcript has 5 exons. Bases 1 to 369 code for a protein of 122 amino acids. The record is from RefSeq and is a predicted model, not a curated record. NCBI's taxonomy places the organism in Eukaryota, Fungi, Basidiomycota, Agaricomycetes, Polyporales, Laetiporaceae.
AUGAAAACCAUUCGGAAGAAAGAUCCAGGACUCAUCACAUCGUCCCUCGGGCCAUCCUUGACGGAUAUAUUGUUGAGGGACACUGCGAUCUGCUUUGCAUUCCUCUGUGUCGUCAACGUCAUUGGGAUUGCAACAGGUCGCUUGCCUGAGUUCAUCGAUAUUUGGCAGACUUGGACAGCAAUCCUCACUUCGGUGUUACUGUCUCGGCUAGCACUCGAUCUUCGCGAGGUCUCCGCAACUGAAUUCAAUACCGAAGGGACGUCCUCUCAGACGCCGUACGAUCUAGGUUUUGCCCAUGAAGACGAGGCCACGGAGACCUCUGUGGAUGAGCUUGACAGCGCAGUAACCCAACCGUCGAGCUCCGCAUAG